GACGAACUGUGUGUAGAGAGAGAGAGAGAGGAGAGAGAGCGGCGGCGAUGGCGACGGGAGGGAAGGGGCUGAACUCGACGGGGGAGUUCUUCCGGCGCCGGGACGACUGGAGGAGGCACCCGAUGGUGGGGAACCAGCUGCGCCACGCCACGCCGGGGCUCGGCAUCGCCAUCGUCGCCUUCGGGAUCUACCUCGUCGGCGAGGCCGCCUACAACCGCAUCUACCGCCCCGCCGGCGACAACCACCACUAGAUCGACCCCCGAGGUAAAGGAGCUGGAGCAAACUUUACCAAGCACCAAUGUUGAUCUUUUCCAGUUUGUGCUCAUAAGGUCUGGCAUGACCACCUUGUAAUCUGCAACCGGGGAGCCAUGCUACCGGUCCAACUAGCAUUCCUGGCACCAUGUACUUUAUAUUUAAUAUGUGAUGCUUAUACUCGGCAUUUGGAAAUGAUAUUUUUCUUACAUUUA
Molecule: messenger RNA, 467 nt
Organism: Lolium rigidum
Lineage: Eukaryota; Viridiplantae; Streptophyta; Magnoliopsida; Poales; Poaceae
Product: NADH dehydrogenase [ubiquinone] 1 beta subcomplex subunit 3-B-like
Exons: 2
Coding region: 48-251 (67 amino acids)
Biological process (GO): electron transport chain; mitochondrial respiratory chain complex I assembly
Cellular component (GO): mitochondrion
Source: RefSeq, a predicted model, not a curated record